AUGGUUGCCGCCGACGAGUUCAAGACCGACUACAAGGCCUACAACAAUGCUCGCUACGGUGUCUACCCGAACAACUAUUACCACGGCACUCACGAGAAAUCACCACUACUUCAAAUCACAACUUGGGAUAAGAAGGCCGUCUCCAGCUCCGGAUCGCAUAUCUUCAUUCGCCACAACGGGGCCCAGGAUACAUGGGGUCAUCAACUGGCGUCUCCUUUGAUUUUAGACACGAGGGAUUUGAGCGCUGUCUAUAUCAAUAGGACUUUUCCCGUUGUUUUCAACGUCAAUGUGCAGGAAGAUUUCGGCAAGACUUAUUUGACCUUUUACGGCGACAAGCUUGUAGGUCAGGGCUUGGGUGAUGGAGUCUGUCAUGCUUAUGACACUUCGUAUCGAGAAGCGUACCAAAUUUCUGCACAAGAGUUAGGAGUGGGAGCUGAUUUGCACGAGUGCGAGUUCACAGGCCGUGGUACUGUAAUUGUCAGUGCUUACAAGACCGAACUUUCGAGCAGCCCUGCCAGCCUAAAGGGUAAGCACAAACCGACAGUAAUCCGAGAGAGUUAUUUCCAAGAGCUAGAGCUAGGGACAAAUAAGGUUUUGUUUACAUGGAGAGCCUCUGAUCAUGUCGACAUCUACGAUUCAUACGAGGGGCACAACGAUCCUUGGGACUUUUUCCACAUCAACACAAUCGAAAAGACCAAGGAUGGGAACUAUCUCGUGUCAGGACGCCAUAUGCACUCGAUAUAUCUCAUCAACGGCAAUACGGGCGACAUUAUCUGGACGCUAGGCGGUCGGAAGAACGAGUUUGUGGAGAUACCACCACAAGGUGGCCAUUACACAGGCGAUCCUGUUCUGACCUUUGCUUGGCAGCAUCACACGCGUUUUUACCAUAGCAAUGAUGGGAACGGGACCGACAUGACGUUUUUCGAUAAUCACCAAAAAGACCACUGCGAGUACGGAUGUAAAGUGGGCUGCUCGAGGGGCUUACACGUCAGAUUGGAUACACAUGCAAGCCCUAAAACAGUCCAGCUCGUACAAGAGUAUAAGCAUCCCGCUGGCCUGGUCAGCCAGAGUCAAGGAAGCAUGCAGAUUUUGGAUGACGGAAAUGUUUUCAUUGGCUGGGGCCGAAUGCCAGGAUUCACAGAGCAUACCCCAGACGGUAAAGCGGUCUUGAAUGUCCAGUUCUCGCCAUGGUUAUCCAAAGCCACCAACGAUCACGCAUUAGAUAACUACCGAGCGUUCAGAAAGGACUGGAAAGCUUCGCCGUAUUGGCCGCCUGAGAUCGCAGUAAGACACUGGAAGGCUGCUCCACUGGUUUAUCUUAGCUGGAACGGGGCUACUGAAGUCAGGGAAUGGGUUCUGGUAAGUGCAGGUAUGCUGAGGAUACGUUUCCGAGACUGA
Didymosphaeria variabile is the source of this 1398-nucleotide messenger RNA. RefSeq lists its product as uncharacterized. The record is from RefSeq and is a predicted model, not a curated record. Lineage: Eukaryota; Fungi; Ascomycota; Dothideomycetes; Pleosporales; Didymosphaeriaceae. Gene Ontology annotation, molecular function: protein binding. The coding region runs from base 1 to 1398 and encodes 465 amino acids. The transcript has 2 exons.